AUUUUCUCUGGUUUUUCUUACACGAUGACUCAACUCCCAUCUUUCCUCUCUCUCCUUCCUUUCUCUCCAUCUCUUCAUUCAAUCAAUCAAAACUACAUUUCUUCUCAAUUUUAAUCACUUCUUUCAAUGGAGGAUGACAAAGAUAAUCUGGAUUCCACCACCGGCGACACCCUCAUAAAUACAAAUGCCGCCGCCGCCGUCGCCGACGAUACAAUUCUCAAAACUGACGACGAUAAUCUCCCUGAGACCAAAUCAGAUUCAAAUACCCUACUCGAUAUCAUAAACGACAAUGAACCUUCACCUACCACCCCCUCCACAUCCGCCGCCGCCGCCGCUGAAGAACCAAGAGAGGAAUCAUCCAAGAACACAACGGAGACGGCGAUCGAAGAGAUAGGCGAACUAGAGACAACAAUCGAAGAAACAACACCAGCUGAUUCACCACCCCCAGAUUUCGAAACAGUGUGUGAAGAAAUCGAUCAAUUUAUCAUAUCAUUGAAUAAAUCAGCCUCAGAAAGAUCCUCCCCGCCGGAAAAUCUCAACACGGUGACACAGUUUUCCGAUCUCAUCGAUGAUAAGAUUCCAUCCCAAGAUUCUUCAAGCGAAGGAAAAUGGAACCCAUUAUUAGAAACCGACCAUUUAUCUUUAAUAGAUAACGUCGAUCGUGUUCACAGUCUAUUAAUGGCACUCAGGGAAUUCUCGUCGGAUUCGAAUUUCGCCGAUUCAAUAAAUCGAAUCGAUGGUAUUCUCCAACGAGCUAUGAUGUAUCUAGAAGAUGAAUUCAGAACAAUUUUGGAAGAAACUAAACCGCCUCCUCUGCCGACACCCAAGGAGGAACAAGAUCCGCCGCCCGAUCAACAUUCCGGCGACCAACAAGAUCAAACGCCGGCUGAAUGUGAACCAGUACCUGAAGAAGACAAUUUCAAAGGGUACUUAGAAGAAUCCGUUUCAAAUUUACACAGAAUCUGUAGAGCGAUGAUAAAAGCAGGGUAUGAAGCAGAAUGUUCUCAAAUUUACAUAAUCACAAGAAGAAAUGUAUUGGAGGAAUCAUUACAUGAAUUAGGGUUCGAGAAAUCAAGCAUCGAUGAUAUUCAGAAAAUGCAAUGGGAAUCAUUGGAAAGAGGAAUUGGUUCAUGGACAAACACGUUUAAACAUUUCAUUAAAGUUCAACUUCCCGGCGAACGUAAACAAGCCGAGACAAUCUUCUGCGACGACACCGCCGCCGCCGAUGACAAACAAAACAAUUCAUCAAAAUUCGCUGUCGAAAUCUUCUCAACAAUAUCACGAGCAGUCAUGCUAAGUCUCCUUAGCUUCGCCGAAUCCGUCGCCAUGUCAAAACGUUCAUCGGAAAAACUGUUUAAAUUCCUCGACGUCUAUGAAACUCUCCGGGACACAACCCCCGCAUUCGACGACAUAUUCCCUGAACAACACGCAAACGAACUCAAAACCGACAUAAUCAUAACCAAAGCUCGUCUAGGCGAAUCAAUGGUUUGUAUUUUCUGUAGUCUUGAGAACUCCAUUAAAGCCGAUACCGGAAAAACUCCAGUCCCCGGCGGCGCAAUCCACCCAUUAACACGUUACACAAUGAACUAUCUAAAAUACGCAUGCGUCUACACAGAAACACUCGAACAGAUCUUCAAAGAACAUCUGAAAAUCGAACGGAAAGAUUCUACUUCCAGUUUAGAAUACGAUAGCAAUCAAAAACAACAGCAAAAUCAGAAUCAACAGUCAAAGCUUUCACCUUUCGCAACCCAAUUAACCAAACUCAUGGAUCUAUUAGAUUCCAAUCUGGACACUAAAGCAAAAUUAUACAGAGACACAGCAUUAAGUUUGAUAUUCCUGAUGAACAAUGGAAGAUACAUACUUCAAAAGAUCAAAGGUUGCGUUGAGAUUCAUGAGUUAAUGGGUGAUACUUGGUCGAGGAAAAGAUCAUCGGAGGUAAGACAGUAUCAUAAAAGUUACCAGAGAGAAACAUGGGGGAAGCUUCUAAAUUGUUUAAGCCACGAGGGUUUGAACGUGAACGGGAAAGUGGUGAAACCGGUUCUUAAAGAAAGAUUCAAGAGUUUUACGGCGAUGUUCGAUGAGAUUCACCGGAGCCAGAGUACGUGGGUUGUUAGCGACGAACAGUUGCAGUCGGAGCUUCGUAUAUCGAUAACGGCGGUGGUUAUUCCGGCGUAUCGGUCUUUUCUGGCGAGGUUUGGAUCGACUCUUACGCCGGGGAGACAAACGGAGAAGUAUGUGAAAUUACAGCCUGAAGAUUUAGAAACGCAAAUUGAAGAGCUUUUUGAUGGGAAUGCAAACGUUGGUGGAGGAAAGAAGAGAUAAGGGUUUUAUUUAAUUUUAAAGGUUUAAUUUUUUUCUCUCUUUUUUUUUUUUUAAUACUUUUAUACAUAUAAAAAAAAUGGCAAUUAAUUAUAUAAAUAUGAUUAUUUUCUGUAUCAAAAUAAUGGAGGUGAUGGUGAUAAAUACAUUCCUUCAAAUUAAGCAAGAACUUGUAGUA
Molecule: messenger RNA, 2497 nt
Organism: Impatiens glandulifera
Lineage: Eukaryota; Viridiplantae; Streptophyta; Magnoliopsida; Ericales; Balsaminaceae
Product: exocyst complex component EXO70B1-like
Exons: 1
Coding region: 127-2322 (731 amino acids)
Biological process (GO): exocytosis
Cellular component (GO): exocyst
Molecular function (GO): phosphatidylinositol-4,5-bisphosphate binding
Source: RefSeq, a predicted model, not a curated record